Hordeum vulgare subsp. vulgare (domesticated barley) is the source of this 3332-nucleotide messenger RNA. Its product is annotated as disease resistance protein RGA4-like. Gene Ontology annotation, molecular function: ADP binding. NCBI's taxonomy places the organism in Eukaryota, Viridiplantae, Streptophyta, Magnoliopsida, Poales, Poaceae. The transcript has 2 exons. Gene Ontology annotation, biological process: defense response to other organism. The coding region runs from base 142 to 2973 and encodes 943 amino acids. The record is from RefSeq and is a predicted model, not a curated record.
GUGAGCCACAAACAAACCGACGCGUUCGCUUAAGAGCAUGCAUUAUUGAGGUCGACGCUCCUCUCGAGUCACACCCACACUACCAGCCAGCCACGGAGCUAGGCGAUUCAUGUGUCCAUCCAACGAAUCACAUCGAGAUAGAUGGAGUUCAUCGGAGUUGGGCUUAGCAUGCUCUUCAAUUCCAUCUUGCCGCAUCUUGCAAAAAAGAUGAAGGAAUCAAAGCUAAAUAAGAUUGCCAUCCAUAGUGAUAUUGAUGAUUUCAGGAGGGAGGCUGACUUGCUGGAAUCUAAACUUGAAGAUGCCUACUCCCGGCAUGAAGGUGCCCACAAAGCCAAGCUGCUGGAGACCAACGGGAAUCUCAAAAACCUAUGUCAUGAUACGCACGAUUGUAUCCACCAGUUCACGCGAAGGGGGUCUAUGAAGAUCACGGAGUUUACAAAGAAGAUCAAAAAAUUGAAAGACGAUGUCUACAAGUUAAGCAAGGACACCGACAAAUUCAUGGAUUCAGUCAAAGAGCAGCACCUUGGACGCCCUUGUCGGUAUGCUACUUCCAGCGAUUUCGUUGGCAGGCAUAAGCGCCUCGCUGAGCUGCAGGAACUUGUGCAUGAUCUUCCCGGUUGCUGGCAGGAAGAGCCCAAGGUGAUCUCCAUCGUUGGCUUCGCUGGCUCAGGUAAGACCUUUCUUGCCAAGGAAUUCUAUGAAAGCACUGAAGUCGGCGUGAAAUUCAAAAACCGCACCUGGGUUACUGACGCUGGCAGCCAUGCCGAGGUUGCCAAGAACAUACUCAUGGGAAUUGACAAACGAGGCAACCAUGCUGAGGAUGCCUUGGAUCUCCAGCGCCUCUGUGACAGCCUGCGGAAUUACCUAGAAACGUCCACUCAUCAGUACUUAAUUGUAAUCGAUGAUAUGAAGAGGUGGAACAUGUGGAACGAUAUAAAAUAUGCCUUCAAGGAUGUGAAAGGCUUAGUCCUUGUGACAACGACCAUUCAAGAAGUAGCUAACACUUGCAGCCAAGGCAUUAAUAGUUAUGUGUACAGGUUGUCACCCCUCGAUCGGGAGGAGUCUUUAGAACUGUUCAAGAGAGACUGGGGCCAUAAAGGGGAUUUUGGUCAUGCUGAAAAAAUAUUGAAGAAAUGUGAUGGUCUACCGCUUGCUAUAGUUGAUGUGGCCCAUUAUUUGCAGCGUCAGGGAGAGUUGACAAGUACUCGAUGCAAUGAUGCUUGCAGUAAUCUUGGUGCACUUUUGGUGAAAGUGGAUGACUGCGAGUUGGAACGAAUGCAAUGGGUGCUUAUGAAUACAUACACCAGUCUGCCUGGUGCUAUCAGAUCCUGCUUGCUAUAUUUUUGCAUGUACAAGCGAAAUAUGGAUGCACUCCCCAAGAGGAGUUCUCUGAUGUGGCGAUGGCAAGCCGAAGGAUUUGUUGACAGAAAGACUGGAUGUAAAUAUUUGAACACCCUCAUCAACCACAACAUCAUUGAGUCCAUGGAAGUACAAACAGACGGAAUAACAAAGAGAUGCCGACCUCAUGGAAUGAUGGCCGAGUACAUUUCUAAGAUCUCCAAGUUCGAGAAGUUUGCUGCUUUGGUGUCUGAUCCAGUAGAGAUGCCAAACAAUGACGUCCGCCGGCUUUCCUUUGAAGCUGGCAGUGCUGCAGAUGAUGGGAAAUUUUCGAAGAUGGAUUUAAGUAUAGUCCUGACUCUCGCAGUUUCAGGAAAAGGAUGCAAAGCUAUUCUGAAUUUCAAAAAGUAUGAGCUGAUUGCAGUUUUGGAUCUGAAAGAAUGUACUAAUCUGGAACACAGUCAUGUCAAUUAUAUAUGCAAGCUGGUGCAUCUGAAAUACCUGAGCCUCGGGGACAGUAUAGGGGAGAUACCAAAGGCCAUUGGGAAACUGAUACAUUUAGUGACGCUGGAGAUGAGCACAAACAAAACAGUGAAGGUGUAUAAAGACGUCCUCCAGCUACCCAAGUUAAGACGCCUCAUUGGAAGGUUUAUUAUGCUUGGAGAGAAACAAGAUGGUGUCCUAUAUAAAUUCUUGGAGAAAGAGAGUGUCCUAGAGACGAUUACAGGGUUUGUGACCAAAGAUGGCGAAAGUUUCCCGAAGCUGAUGCUUCAUAUGUGGAAGUUGAGGAAGGUGAAAAUAGUUUGCGAUGCCACUAAAGAAAAUGCCACAUGCAAGAAGGGAAAGCAAGCAGAUGACAAGGAGGAUCUUACAAAGGCGAUCAAGGAGUUCCUUCUUAGAGGCACGGAUACUUUUCAAGACAAGCAGAAUGGACAGAGCUGUUCCCUAUCAAUAAACUUCACAAAUAACAAUGGUAAACCGUGGGCCCCACCCCUGGAAUUUCUAAAAUGUCCCGGCAGUCUGUGCUCGCUCAAAUUGCACGGCGGGUGGGGACUGUUCAAGUGUCCUAAACAGUUUACAGAGAUAUCUGGUAUUACGAAGCUGUGCCUUUCACACACUACCCUGGAGGGUAAAGAUAUCCUUGCCAGUCUGACUAAUAUGACUGCACUGGAAUAUCUCAAGCUGGUAGAAGUAAUUCUGGGGCCCCUCACGAUAGAAUCGGGAACAUUCCAAAGAUUGAUGAGGCUAUGCCUCGUGGGUGACACAAUCCCAGAAGGCAUAACAAUCCAACGUGAAGCUCUGCCCCAUCUUGUCUCACUUCAUCUCAUCUCUCAAGCUCCCAUCUUUAAAGUUGAAGAAGAUAAUCAAGUCCAGCCUCAGGUUGAAGACCAGAUCUCUGAAAUUGAAGAUAACCAAGUUCAGCUAAUGAACAUAGCAGAGCCUAAUAAGGUUGUUGGCGACCAGAUCUCUGAAGCUCAAGAUAAUCAAGUGCAGCUUCCGAACGGAUGCCUCGAAAGUCUAAGGGAAAUCGCACUCCAAUGCGGAGUCAACCAUGCCAUGCACGCAGCGUGGGAAAGAGCUGCAAAGGGCCAUUCCAAUAGGCCCGCCGUUCUGUUGCUUCCUCCCAACGCAUAAUUAAGCACGGACAAGGUCCCCAGCCGCCGUUAGCUGCUUCCUAAUAAAUGAUGUAUACUCGCCCCUGUUUGUAUUCAUCAACGGAGCCACUUCUUUGCUUGCUUGCUGCAAGGAUCGGGACAGCAUUGAUGGAUGCUUCAGUUUGGACAUACCGUCAUGUGUGCUUGCUUUCCUUUGUCUCCCAUGAUCAAGUUUACCACGUUGUUCACCUUACCUUACACAAACUACCUGAGUGCUUGUGCUUGCAAAUUGUUGUAUUUUUAUUAUAUGGUGAAAUAAUGAUUGCUGUUGUUGUAUCUUAAUUAUAUUGUGCAACAUGGAUUGCAAUUGGUGUGUCCUUAUUAUGUUGUGUAAGAAAG